This is a messenger RNA of Suillus paluster, 570 nucleotides long. RefSeq lists its product as uncharacterized. The transcript has 3 exons. The record is from RefSeq and is a predicted model, not a curated record. Lineage: Eukaryota; Fungi; Basidiomycota; Agaricomycetes; Boletales; Suillaceae. Bases 1 to 570 code for a protein of 189 amino acids.
AUGAAGCGGGAGGUCGACGCGCAACCAUGCUCUAGUCAGGGCAUGUCUCUGGGUACUAUACGGCAUCGUCUCGGUUCUCCCCGUGCGGCGGCACAUCGACGACGUCCGUACAUGAUACCUGGGAGGGAACCACCGGCCCGGGAGCCGCCUAUCGUCCAAGAACUGAUGCAGAGGAUGGAACAUUUGCGAUCAGUCAUGAAUAACGUUAUCCGAACCAUACUCGUGCAAACAGGAGGCAUCCCAGACGACGCAUCGACGGUGAAAGCGCACCAGGCUGCGAUCUCAAACCCCAAUGACAUACUUGGAGGUAAUCUAGCACAUCGUAAUACAAUGACCACCGCUGCUGGUCGACCAAGUGUUAUGCAGGGUGGUGGAGCCUCAUCCCAGCAACCCCGACCACAGUCGACCAGUCCCACUCCAAGUUUUGGAACACAUCCUGCAGUUGGCGAUCCUUCGUCGGAAGAUCAGCGAAGAUUUACUGGUCCUGUCGCACGUCAACUAUCCCCAUUUAUUGUUCCCAAUAUCGCUCCCUCCACUCAACUGAUCCCCCAAUCCUCAUCCCAGACUUAA